This is a messenger RNA of Sporisorium graminicola, 1422 nucleotides long. RefSeq lists its product as uncharacterized. Gene Ontology annotation, biological process: tRNA processing. Lineage: Eukaryota; Fungi; Basidiomycota; Ustilaginomycetes; Ustilaginales; Ustilaginaceae. The record is from RefSeq and is a predicted model, not a curated record. Gene Ontology annotation, molecular function: flavin adenine dinucleotide binding; tRNA dihydrouridine synthase activity. Bases 1 to 1422 code for a protein of 473 amino acids. The transcript has a single exon.
AUGCCGGGGAUCAACGGAACGGCGACAACGUCGGACACGCCACCAAUAGGAAGCUACCCAAGCUACGAUCCGGAGGCCAUCCAGCUGCCACCGCACCUCCUCCUCGAUGCAUUCCACGGACUCAACGUGUGCGCUCCCAUGGUGCGAUACUCGAAGCUGGCAUUCCGGACACUCGUAUCCCGCUACGAGACACACAUCACCACAACGCCCAUGAUUCUCGCCAAAGAAUUCAGCAGGACCGAAGCAGCGCGCAAUUCCGAGUUCACAACAAACCAGUAUGAGCGCGGCACAUUCGAGCUGCUUCCCGGUGUCGUUGAAGGAUCCGAAAGUGCGCAGCGACGCUUGCCAAACUCACCGGUCGCCUCGAAUAGGGAAUCCGCAUUGAGCAGGGAGCAGAACCAGACCAAUGGUGAAGCACGUCGAGAGACCCGAGCACAAGAGCACAAGCUUGCCAAACAGAAAGUGCGCGUGCGUGGAGCCCUAGUCGCUCAAUUCGCCUCGAGCGAGCCCGAAGCUUUCGCAGACGCCUCCGAGCUCAUCGGCCGCUUCGUCGAUGGCGUCGAUCUCAAUUGCGGCUGUCCGCAGUCCUGGGCUUACGAAGAGAUGCUCGGCUCGUACCUCCUCCGCCAGCCCGAAACGGUGCGCGACAUGGUGCGUGCCGUCAAAGCGCGCAUGGGUUCCGACUUUUGCGUCAGCGUCAAGAUCCGCAUCGAUCCCGACUUGAGGUUGACGGACGCACUGGUGCGCAACGCGCUGCACGCCGGCGCAUCAGUACUGCAGAUCCACGGGAGAACACGAUGGCAGUCGUCGGCGGGUCAUCCCGUUGAUCUGGAUGGCAUCAAGUUUGCCGUCGAUGCUGCGAACUCUUGCGGGUUCAGGACCAGUUGGGGCUCAAGGGGCGGUGCAGCUGCUAGGUUUGCUGAUGGUGGCAGCGGAGGGUUGGUGCCGUGCGUAGCCAAUGGCGAUGUAUGGACUCUGGACGAUGCGAUUCACUACCGCAAGACGACCGGCUGCAGGGGCGCGAUGAGCGCACGAGGCCUCCUCGCUAACCCAGCGCUCUUCUCGGGCUACGACCAGACUCCACCGGAAGCAGUCGGCCUCUUCCACAACCUCGCCACCACCUGGGGCCUGCAUACGGGCCUCAUCCAGCGUCAUCUGGCGUAUAUGCUCGAGGGCAGUUUCCAGAGUCGAGCCGAGGCGAUUCACUUCAACUCGCUGAGUGGUGCAGCUGCCAUGACGGACUACCUGGCGGAGCAAGGGUAUCUGUGGCAAGACAGCAGCAAGUUGGGCGCGCGUAAGCAUGCUGAUCCACUGGCCGAGAGGUUUGGAUAUGGUGUGGAGAGGAAGGUGAAGGAUGGAGAAGGUGUCGGGCCGAUGAGGUGCUGGUCGCUGAGCGAGUCAUUGGCCGGCACUGGAUUGUGA